This is a messenger RNA of Fomitopsis serialis, 1758 nucleotides long. RefSeq lists its product as uncharacterized. The transcript has 5 exons. The coding region runs from base 1 to 1758 and encodes 585 amino acids. Lineage: Eukaryota; Fungi; Basidiomycota; Agaricomycetes; Polyporales; Fomitopsidaceae. The record is from RefSeq and is a predicted model, not a curated record.
AUGAUGACAGCUUGGCUUGAGUACCGGGAUGAGUAUCUGCAGCACAUGUACACUGCCCAUGCCCCACCGACACCCGACGAUACCGGCGAAGCGACAUGCGACAAAUGCUCGGCUGGGUCCGCAGAGUGGAAGUGCCUCUCUUGCUUCGGCCGGCCGGUGCUCUGCGAUUCAUGCUGCCUGUGGGAGCACGCCCGCCUGCCUUUCCAUCGCCUGGAGCAAUGGACCAAUGCGGGUUUCUGGGCCCCUUCCUGGCUUCGAACCCUAGGCCUUCGCAUUCACCUCGGUCACGAAGGCGCUCCAUGUCCGUGUGUUGACGAGCCCGACAAUGAGAGUGACUGGUCGGAUGACGAUUCUUGCAAUGAAUCCGACAGUGGUGAAGAGGAUGAGGAAACCCUCGGUGAUCCCCUGCGUGAUGCGGCCGGGGUUGAGCGGGCUCCGGAAAUGCAUAUGACAAUUGUCGAUACGUCCGCCGUGCACUUCCUCCGCGUCGAAUGCUGCCGUUGCCCUCAGGCGGAGUCAAUUCGCGGUCAGCUCCUCCAGGCCGGGCUUUACCCGGCAAGCCAGCUGAAUGUCAAAACGUGUUUUACCUUCGACGUUCUGGAUGACUUCCUCCUCGACAAUCUCGAAUGCAAGACGUCCGCGAUGAACUAUUAUCGCCGACUUCGCCGGAAGACCAAUCCGGCAUUCCCGCAUCGUGUGCCGGAUCGCUAUGCGGAAUUCAUUCGUACAACAAGACAAUGGACGCUUCUCCGGGCUAUGAUGCAGUUCGGAUUCGGGCCGACAUGGCGGGGCGAACCGGGCACGGGCGACCUUGCACUAUUUUGUGCUGCCUGCCCACAGCCCGGAGUGAACAUUCCAGAUGACUGGGACAGUGACCCGAAUGUGUACAUUUACGCUCGAGGCUAUGUCAUGGACGGUAACUUCUCCGCCGAGCAUAUGAAGAUGCGGAAGCCGGGAAACGAUGUUCCGCUUAUGCCCGGGAAGGCGUUCAUGGUGAUGGAUGAAGAAUUAGCACCUCAUUUGAAGUCAUCCACUGAUAUAAAAAUGUACAAGAAACCGACAUGCAAUGACCACCAAGCUAUCGCUCGGGCCAAUGCUCACCGCCACAAAUUACAGUCUACGGGAAUUGGGGCCACGGCUUGCUCACGGCACGGAUGUUUCUUUCCACAUGUGGUUGUCAACUUCCAGGCCGGUGAGCGGCAGAAGAACAUGGAUUACACGCUGUCGGAAGCUAUGAGUUACCGAUCGGACGGCAUUCGGAACGCCAUCGUGCUGUACGACGUGAUGUGUCAGUAUGGGGUGCACCUUCCAAAACGCUUCAAGGACGGUCCGCGGCUCCGGAUGCCGCGGGGCCUUACCCUUUACCUCGGCAUCGGCUUGUUCCAUGUACAUGGCCACCAGUCGAAGUGCCUCCUCGAGUACGCCCCGACGUUCAUGCGCGGCGCCGGACAAGUGGAUGGGGAGAUCGUCGAAACGAUGUGGUCUCCAUUGGGUAAGGUGUUCGGAAGUGCUCGGACGAUGGCGACGUCGCAUCGGCAAGAAACUCUUGACCGUCAUAUGAACGACUGGAAUUGGCGGAAAAUGGUCUCAUUAGGUUCUCACCCCCUUCCAGUCCCAGCAUUGAAGAAGCGCAUUGCCGCAAACCGGGUACUCCUUGAGAGCUUCCGAGAGGCGCUGGAGGACCAGGAAGCCGGGAUCGAAGCCGACAUCCUGGCUCAUGGAUGUCAGCGGUCGCGGAAGCCCACAAAAAGCGUGUGA